AUGUACUUCAAUGAUCUAGUUACAGUUGUCCUCUCCGUUGUCACCUUUUUUCUGGCAAUUUUUUUAUUCGGUCAGAAGAAAAAAGUUCAUCCAAAUUAUCCUCCUGGACCACCAUGUUUGCCUAUCAUUGGAAAUAUGCACCUUAUUAAUGUGAACAAACCUUACUUAACGUUUCACAAGCUUGCUGAGAAAUAUGGUUCAGUGUACAGUGUACAGAUAGGACUUGAGAAGAUGGUUGUGCUGUGUGGCUAUGAGACGGUGAAAGACGCACUGCUAAACCAAGCCGAGAAGUUUUCUGGAAGACCACAUGUGCCCGUUUUUAUGGACAUAACCAAAGGACAUGGUAUUGUAUUCUCUAAUGGUAAUAAUUGGAAAGCCAUGAGACGAUUCGCUCUCUCUACACUGCGAGAUUUCGGAAUGGGGAAGAGAACAAUAGAAGAUAAGAUCAUUGAAGAGUGUCACAGCUUGAUGAACGUUUUUAAAGCCUACAAAGGAAACCCUUUUGAAAACACCAUGAUCAUGAAUGCUGCUUUGGCCAAUAUCAUUGUGUCCAUACUGCUUGCUGAUCGCUUUGACUAUGAUGAUCCAAAACUCCAGAGGCUUUUGAAAAUAGUCAAUGAUUUUAUCCGCAUUAUGGGUUCCCCAAUGGCUUUGUUGUACAAUGCUUUUCCAUCUGUGGUCCGAUGGCUUCCCGGGAGUCACAGAGAAAUCAUUCCAAACGUAGAAGAAAUACACACUUUUAUCAGAGAGACCUUCACCAACCAGAGGAAUCAGCUGGAUGUGAAUGAUCAGAAGAAUUUGAUUGAUGUCUUCCUUGUCAAACAAAAGGAGGAAAAGCCAAAUCCAGAGUUAUAUUUUCAUGACAAAAACCUAACAGUUCUGGUGACGGACUUGUUUGCGGCCGGAAUGGAAUCAACCUCCACCACUCUCCGAUGGGGCCUCCUGCUGAUGAUGAAAUACCCAGAAGUUCAAAAAAAUGUUCAGCAGGAAAUUGAAAAAGUUAUCAGUUCUGGGGAGCCUCGUCUGAUACACCGAAAAGACAUGCCAUAUACAGAUGCCGUUAUCCAUGAAAUCCAAAGGUUUGCCAAUAUUGCACCAACAAGUGUUUCACAUGUCACCACCCAAGACGUGACUCUCAAAGGAUUCUUUAUACCCAAAGGAACUCAAGUCAUCCCAUUACUCUAUUCUGUCUUACGAGACAAAGAGCACUUUGAGAAGCCAGAAGAAUUUUACCCUCAGCAUUUUCUGGACUCUGAUGGGAACUUUGUUAAUAAGGAAGCUUUCAUACCAUUUUCUGUAGGUAAGAGAAGUUGUGCUGGAGAGACGUUGGCUAAAAUGGAACUGUUCCUCUUCUUUACAACACUGCUGCAAAACUUCACCUUUCAGGCUCCACCUGGAGCGAAACUGGACCUCACAGGGGAUGUUGGCUUCACAACCCCUCCACUGAAGCAUGAGAUGUGUGCAAUUCCUCGCAAUUAA
Nanorana parkeri is the source of this 1479-nucleotide messenger RNA. RefSeq names its product cytochrome P450 2K1-like. Gene Ontology annotation, biological process: xenobiotic metabolic process. Gene Ontology annotation, molecular function: oxidoreductase activity, acting on paired donors, with incorporation or reduction of molecular oxygen, reduced flavin or flavoprotein as one donor, and incorporation of one atom of oxygen; heme binding; iron ion binding. The record is from RefSeq and is a predicted model, not a curated record. Bases 1 to 1479 code for a protein of 492 amino acids. Gene Ontology annotation, cellular component: intracellular membrane-bounded organelle; cytoplasm. The transcript is spliced from 9 exons. NCBI's taxonomy places the organism in Eukaryota, Metazoa, Chordata, Amphibia, Anura, Dicroglossidae.